CCUUCUCUCAGUAGAAGAAGUAUCUAAUAAUAACCUCACCUCUCCUCUCAACUCUUUUUUUCUAGAUAUUCAUCAUGGUUGGCUCUACUGGUUCAACAAAGGUGGAUGCAGUCGUCCAACAGGUCGCUGCUAACACCCCAGAGAAGCUCAGUGGUUUCGCACUUUACUCCAGAUUUGCUUUGGCAGGAGCUGUCUGUUGUUCAGUCACCCACGGUGGUCUUACUCCCGUCGAUGUCGUCAAGACUAGAAUCCAACUCGACCCCGUCACAUACAACAGAGGAUUGAUCGGAGGUUUCAGACAAGUUAUUGCAAAGGAGGGAGCAUCUGCUCUUUUGACCGGUGCUGGACCAACCUUCGCUGGUUACUUCCUUCAAGGCGCAUUCAAAUUCGGAGGUUAUGAACUCUUCAAGCAACAAGCCAUCAACAUGAUCGGUUACGAAAACGCCGUCAACAACAAGACCGCUGUCUACUUGGCUUCUUCCGCUACCGCCGAGUUCUUCGCUGAUAUCGCUCUGUGCCCUCUUGAGGCUACCCGUAUUCGUUUGGUCUCUGACCCAACAUAUGCCAAUGGUCUCAUUGGUGGUUUCUCCAAGAUGUUGAAGAACGAGGGUGUUGGUGCUUUCUAUGCUGGUUUCGGACCAAUCUUGUUCAAGCAAGUUCCAUAUACCAUGGCCAAGUUCGUCGUUUUCGAAAAGGUCGCUGAGGCUAUCUACACCAAGGUCGACAAAUCCAAGACCUCCGACGGAAUGCAAACCACCAUUAACUUGGGAUCCGGUCUUAUUGCUGGAAUGGCUGCCGCCGUUGUCUCACAACCAGCUGAUACCAUGUUGUCAAAGAUUAACAAGACCAAGGGUCUUCCAGGAGAGGGAACUACCUCCCGAUUGAUCAAGAUCGGUAAAGAGUUGGGUUUCAGAGGUUCAUACACUGGUAUCGGUGCUCGUCUUGCUAUGGUCGGUGCUAUUACUGCUGGUCAAUUCGCUAUCUACGGUGAUAUCAAGAAGGCUCUCGGUGCCACUGGUGGUGUUGAUUUGGCUGUUAAAUAAAUGAUUGUAUAAAAGCAGUUGUUUAAAAAGGGUUUACGGGAUCGUCGGAUAUCUUUUAGCGAACCCGCAUGCAUUUGUUUGUUCCAGCAAGCCUUUUCUUCCUCGCCUUUAUCGAAAAAUACUCCGGUCUAUCUUGAAAUAGAGAAGGAAUAGACUAGAUGAUGGACUGGAACUUCUAGAAGAGGAUGGGGAGGAAAGGAAGGGCUUUUCAUGGCGUCUGUCUGUAUAAUAGAGACUUCUCUCCAAUAGAAUAGAUAACAAUUGGAUGUGGUUUAUGUUGA
Molecule: messenger RNA, 1324 nt
Organism: Botrytis fragariae
Lineage: Eukaryota; Fungi; Ascomycota; Leotiomycetes; Helotiales; Sclerotiniaceae
Product: putative mitochondrial phosphate carrier protein
Exons: 4
Coding region: 75-1043 (322 amino acids)
Biological process (GO): mitochondrial phosphate ion transmembrane transport
Cellular component (GO): mitochondrial inner membrane
Molecular function (GO): phosphate transmembrane transporter activity
Source: RefSeq, a predicted model, not a curated record